CCCUAUCCCUAGAGGUGAAUUUAGGAAGUGAUGACAGUGAGCCCAGAGCGUGGCUGAACAGAUUAACGCAGGUCUGGUAGCCAAACAUGGGCGGCCCUCCGCGGGGGCCCGUGGGGUCUAGUUUAAUCGGAGUGUCUCGAGAGGGGAGGAUCCUUAGGGGCCUUUAGCCUCGCGCCCACUGGCUCUCUUAGCCUGGAGAUGGCGGUGCGAGGGUUUCAGUCCCUGGAAAGCGACGCCCUUUCUGGUUCGUGCGACAGUGUCUUGUGAAUGGGAUCAGAAACUGAGGCCGCGCAGGUUCAGCGUCAUCUCCAAAAAAACGCAGCUCCUGCUCUCGGGAAACAAUGACCCCACUUGUCUGACAGUUGAUUACCGCUUCCAAUGUAGGCCGUUGUUGUGGUUUUUAAGUCACCCCUUUCUGGGACCCCGAAAAUUGAUGAGUGUUCUGCCCCAAGGUUUCUCAGUCAAUUCGUGGAAGGGUACUUUUCCUAAACUAAACCGAUUUAUUGUAAUAGUUGGCUCAUUUUGGUUUGAAUUAGAGUUCGAUGUAUGAGACAAUCCUGAACAGGGAAGGUAAGCUCGGUGAAGGUAGGGACUAUGACUUGGUAGUCUUUGUGACCUUUACUCGCAUAACAGGCAGGAUUUUUGUUAGUGUCAGCAACUGGUAAAUGUUUGGUGAGUUGAACCUAGUGUCCUAAAGAAUUUGUUCUAGAACCGGGCGGUGCCUGUGGCUCAAAAGGAGUAGGGCGCCGACCCCAGUAGGAGGUGGUGGGUUCAAACCCAGCCGCGGCCAAAAACUACAAAAGAAAGAAAAAGUGUUCUAGAACCACUAACUCAGUGUGUUGAACUAUUCUAGAACCACUAAACAGACUCUAAUUCUUUUUCUUCGGAAGCACCUUGUGCUAUCUGAGGCCUGGAAACCCACCUGAGGAAACGUAUCUGAGAAAACCCUAUGUCUGCGAUAUCAGCUCCGACACCUAGGUUAUUUAGGGAUGGAGAAUGUUCACCAGUGUUAAGUGUAUUACCGUCAAUUUCUGAGAUGGCUUCAUUGCAAAGGAAAGGGGUGCAGGCAAGGAUCCUCAGCUCUGAAGAAGAGGAGAAACUAAAAAGAGACCAAGGUUUGGUGUCUGAUUUUAAACAGCAAAAACUGGAAAAAGAAGCUCAGAAGAACUGGGACCUUUUUUACAAAAGAAAUAGCACUAAUUUCUUCAAAGAUAGACACUGGACCACCAGAGAGUUUGAGGAGCUAAGAUCAUGUAGGGAGUUUGAAGAUCAAAAGUUAACAGUGCUGGAAGCUGGCUGUGGGGUUGGAAACUGUUUAUUUCCGCUUUUAGAAGAAGAUGUGAAUAUCUUUGCCUAUGCCUGUGAUUUUUCUCCAAGAGCAGUUGAAUAUGUUAAGCAAAAUCCUUUGUAUAACACAGAAAGAUGCAAGGUAUUCCAGUGUGAUCUGACUAAAGAUGACCUCCUGGAUCAUAUACUGCCAGAGUCAGUGGAUGUUGUCAUGUUGAUAUUUGUUCUCUCAGCUAUUCACCCUGAGAAGAUGCACUGUGUCCUACAAAAUGUUUACAAGGUACUAAAACCCGGCAAAAGCGUUUUGUUUCGUGACUAUGGGAUAUAUGAUCAUGCCAUGCUUAGGUUUAAAGCCAGCAGCAAACUUGGAGAAAACUUUUAUGUCAGACAAGAUGGGACCAGAUCAUAUUUUUUUACUGAUGAAUUUCUGGCUCAGCUUUUUACGGACACAGGUUACAAGGAAGUGAUAAACGAGUAUGUGUUUCGAGAAACAGUGAAUAAAAAAGAAGAUUUGUGUGUGCCUAGAGUUUUCCUUCAGAGCAAAUUUCAAAAGCCUCCAAAGAACCCAGCUCCUGUGACCCUGGACCCAGGCCAUGAAUCCUGACUUUUCAUUUUCAUAAGUUUCUUCUUGGAUGCCCACUGUCUCCACUGCUAUUCAACAUAGUAAUGGAAGUCUUAGCCAUCACAAUCAGGCAAGAGAAGGUGAUCAAGGGUAUUCACGUGGGGUCCGAGGAGAUCAAACUCUUCACUCUUCGCAGAUGAUAUGAUCCUAUACCUGGAAAAUCCCAGGGACUCACCUACAUAACUCCUAGAAGUGAUCAAGGAAUACAGCAGCAUCUAAGAAUGCAAAAUCAAUACUUACAAAUCAGUAGCUUUUAUAUAUGCCAACAAUAGUCAAGCUGAAAAUAAAGUCAAGAACUCUGUUCCUUUUACAGUAGUGCCAAAGAAGCUGAUAUAUCUGGAAACUUGCCUAACAAAGGAUGUGAAAGAUAUGCAUAAAGAGAAUUAUGACACUCUGAAAAAAGAAAUAGCUGAAGAUGUUAACAAAUGGAAAAACCAUGCUCAUGGCUGGGAAUAAUCAACAUUGUUAAAAUGUCCAUACUACCCAAGCAAUCUACAGAUUUAAUGCAAUCCCUAUUAGAGCACCAUUGUACUUUAAAGACCUUGAAAAAAUAGUGCUUCAUUUUGUAUGGAAUCAUAAAAAACCUCAAAUAGCCAAUACAUUAUUCAGAAAUAAAAACUAAUCAGGAGGUAUCACAGUAUCAGACUUAAGGCUAUACUGUGAAUCUGUAGUGAUCAGAACAGCAUGGUAUUGGCACAGAACAGAGAACCAAGAGAUGAACCCAGCUACUUAUCAUUUGGUCUUUGAUAAGCCUAUUAAAAACAUUCAGUGGGGGAAAGACUCCCUAUUUAACACAUGGUGCUGGGUGAACUGGCUGGCGACCUGUAGAAGACUGAAGCUGGACCCCCACCUUUCACCAUUAACAAAAAUUAAUUCUCACUGGAUAAAAGAUUUAAACUUAAGACAUGAAACUAUUAAAAAUACUAGAAGAGAGUGCAGGGAAAACACUUGAAGAAAUAGGUCUGGGAGAAUAUUUUAUGAGGGGGACCCUCCAGGCAAUUGAAGCAACACCAAAAAUAUAUUACUGGGAUCUGAUCAAACUAAAAAGCUUCUGCACAGCCAAGAGUACAGUAAGUAAGGCAAACAGACAACCUUCAAAAUGGGAGAAGAUUUUUGCAGGUUAUACUUCUGACAAAGGUCUGAUAACUAGAAUCCAAUUUCUUAUUGAUCAAACUCAUCAAGAAAACAAAUAAUUCUUUGUGGGCAAGUGACUUGAACAGAAACUUCUCUGAAGAAGAUACCUGACCUACAAACACAUGAAAAAAUGCUCAUCAUCUUUAAUCACCAGAGAAAUGCAAAUCAAAACCACUUUGAGAUAUCUAACGCCAGUAAGAUUAGCCCACAUAACAAAAUUCCAAAAGUACAGAUGUUGGCGUGGAUGCAGAGAGAAGGGAACAAUUCUAUACUUCUGGUGGGAACUCAAGCUAAUGAGGCCUUUUUGGAAAGAAGUUUGGAGAAUACUCAAGGAACUAAAAGUAGACCUACGGUUUGAUCCUGUAAUUCCUCUACUAGGUAUAUUAUAUCCAGAUAAUGAAAAAUCAUUUUACAACAAAGACAGUUGGCACCAGAAUGAUUAUUGCAGCCCAAUUCAUAAUUGCCAAAACAUGGAAACAGCCUCAAUGCCCAUCAACCCAUGAAUGUUUUAACAAAUUGUGAUAUAUGUACACCAUGGAAUACUAUGCAGCCUUAAAAAGAUGGAGACUUCACAUCUUUUAUGUUUACCUGGAUGGAGCUGGAACAUACUCUUCUUUUGUAAAGUAUCUCAAGAAUGGGGAAAAAAGUAUCCAGUGUACUUAAUACUACUAUAAAAUCAAUAUAUAAUCACCUAUACAUUCAUACAAAUGGUAAAACAUAACUAUAGUCCAGAAAUUAGGAGGGAAGAGAGGGGAGGGGAGAGGCCAGGAGGAGGGAGAGUAUUUGGGGGGGGACCUCACCUAAUGUGCAUAAUGCAAUGGUACAUUUCAAAACUAUUAAGAAAAAAGUAUAAUUGUCUUACCACAACAAGUAAGUGAGGUGAUAGAUCUGUUAAUCAAUUUGAUGUAAGCAUUUCACAUUGUAUAUGAAAUCAGUACACCGAACCCCAUAAAUGCAUCAAUGUACACAGUUAUGAUUUAAUAAUAAUAAUAAAAAGAACCUACUGUUGCUCUCUGCCUGAUUCUUGAGACCCCUGUAAUUGGGCCAGUUCUUAACGACCCUUUGAUCUAGGAGAGAGGGGAAGGCACUGCCUAUUCUCGCUGCUUCCUAUUCCCUCACCCCAUCUGUGCAGUGCUAUUUCUCUGGGAAUAUAGUGACAUCUACUUUGGAGUGAAAUUUCAGAGUUGAGGGGAGCUUUCAAAUGGACUGUCCCAGUUCCCUGUUGGGAAAUGAGGAAGUGGUAGCUGAAGGUAAAUGAAUCAAGAAACCGCAUAGCUAGUAUUGUGGUGGAGUAUGGGGAAAUUCCUAAGUUGGUCUGCUCAGAAAAGUUGAUCCUGUAUGUCUCUUUCUGCAGAAAGCUGUUCCUGAGAACACUGUCUUGAAUACAUGACUGCUCAUGUGGCAAACCUGAACCCUUCAGCCCCAACCACACCUGGGAAGUCGUCAUAGCAGAAUAGUUUAUGAGGGGGACCCUCUAGGCAAUUGAAGCAAUACCAAAAAUAGAUUACUGGGAUCUGAUCAAACUAAAAAGCUUCUGCAUAGCCAAGAGGACAGUAAGGCAGACAAUAGGCUUAUCAAAGAUCAAAUGACAAUAAGUAGCUGGGUUCAUCUCUUGGUUCUGGCCUCUUUGCCUACUUGCCCUGGCAGUGAAGGCCCAUUAUUGUCUAUGGGGAAUGUAUGUUGUUCUGUAAGCCUGUAUCUUGCUCUUACUCUGUAAACCUACCUUUCUUUUCCUCAAUAAACUUUAUUCUAUACUUGCCUUAAAAAAAAAAAAAAAGUCAUAGCAGUUCUGUACAUUCAGAAUAAAUCUUCCUGGCUCCUGGAGAGAGUGGUAGGCAGCAGGGCUCAGAUAGCAUGCUUGCUGGGUGUCCUGACUCUGCCAUCUGCCCUCAACUUCUUGGGUAGGGUUGAUGGGCGGAGCUAGAGGAACCCCUGUCUGUUACUUUGUAUAUUCUCUUCUCUUCCUUUGGGGGCUGGAAGAUAGCUGUUCCCUCUAAGAACAAAACUGAUGAGUAGUAGUACACAAUUUGUCCUUUGCAAUAUUUUUUUGUUUGUUUGUUUCAGAAAUUAACUUGUAAGGAAGGUGGGUCUAUGUGGAGACACCUGGGCCUUCUCCCAGAGUAAGGGUCAAACCUUGUCCAGGCCCAGCUAAAGGCUACUCACUUAAGUUCAGGGCUAUCUCCACUAAGACCCCCCACCAGAUGAGUCCCACAGCCAGCUUCAGCCCAGAUGCUACCAAGCAUCCCCUCCACAAAAGUCCUUUUCACCUCUGUCUCCAUUGGGUCUGACUGGUACAUUUGGAUUUUAGUCACUAAGCUGGAUAAAGACAGGCUGCUUAAAGUAGAAGAGUGAAGAGCAGUGUAUGAGCAUGAGCUUUUGUCGUCAGAAAUCAUUUGGAAUUUUGGCCCCAUUCCUUAAUCUAUUUGAGUCUCAGAUUCCUUAUUUAUGUAAUGGGCUGCUGACCUAAAGGUGUUCUGAGGAUUAAAGGAAGUGAAUAUAUAUGUAAUAUGUGACACAUAGCAGACCCUCAACAUGCAGGUUGUCAUGUCCAUCAACACUCUCAUUUUUUGUCAACUUU
This is a messenger RNA of Nycticebus coucang (slow loris), 5621 nucleotides long. RefSeq names its product methyltransferase 6, methylcytidine (gene METTL6). NCBI's taxonomy places the organism in Eukaryota, Metazoa, Chordata, Mammalia, Primates, Lorisidae. The transcript is spliced from 6 exons. Bases 950 to 1891 code for a protein of 313 amino acids. The record is from RefSeq and is a predicted model, not a curated record.